Molecule: messenger RNA, 1548 nt
Organism: Acanthopagrus latus (yellowfin seabream)
Lineage: Eukaryota; Metazoa; Chordata; Actinopteri; Spariformes; Sparidae
Exons: 8
Coding region: 117-1163 (348 amino acids)
Cellular component (GO): tRNA-splicing ligase complex
Source: RefSeq, a predicted model, not a curated record
UGUAGAAAGAGGAAGCACAGUUUGAAAACACGCUUGAACCUGAACUUUCAUCCGUGUAGAGCUGACUGACUGUAACAGAUACAUGAGUGUGACAGCGGUUCACCACUAAAGUGACAAUGGAGAGGAGCGCAGGAACAGUUUCUGCGAUUAAAGCUUUAGGGUACCCGGGCGGCUCCUGCCUCACAAGGUGUAAAUGUGAUGAGCUCCCCUGUCCCCUGCUCACCUGGCUGUCUGCAGAGCUGAGGACAGUCUGUCCAGAGCUGCAAGACUCAAGCAGGACAGGUAACGCCUUGCUGGUGGGUGAGCUGAGAAAUUUACUGUCAAAGCUGCACACUCCCCUCACUGCGCUGACCUCAGAGGUUCUGGGGCCGUCGAUCCUCAACAAAGUCACUGAGUUCCUCGUAUCAGAAUUGCAAGCAGCUCGCAUGAUCAAGAAUAAAGAACUGCAUCCAGAGGAGAAGACGACGGAGGAGGAGUCUGAGAAAGAGCAGCGGGUUGAAGAUUACAGCCAUGAAGUCACUGAGGAAGAUGAAGAUGAUGAUUCGGACAAAGAACGAAGAAAGGCGGAGAUGCAGGCAGAAUGGAUAUUACUCCUGCACGCCCUCGACAUGGACACCUCCUCUGAAUCUACAGAUGUCAUAAGCGAGGUGGAGACAAGGCUCUCUCGUCUACCAGGAGGAGACAUGACAAACCCGCUUCUUAACACCAGCCUCAGCAAAGACCAGUGGACACAAGUUAAAAGUAUCAAUCAGCGUCUGACAGAGGACUAUCGGUGUCGGCGACAGAUGAUGAUCAAGCGCUUUCAGGUCACGCUGGAGUCAUUUGCAUGGGGAGAAAAGCAAAAGGAGCGCAGUGAAGCGCUGGCCUCAGUGCCUCCUCUUUCAUCCCAUGCCAGCGCCUCUCGAGUCUCUCUGUCUCUCCUGAUUGCUGCCAGAGAUGAUCAGUCCAUCAUUGAACCAAUCAAGGCUGGAAAAAGCACCCCAGUCUAUAAGGUAUUGAUGGGCAGUGUGCCAGACAGAGGAGGACGUCCAGGGGAAAUUGAGCCACCUAUGCCAGUGUGGGAAAAGCGAAGAGCGAAAGGAAACCCAUCAGGACGAGGAGGUGGUGGACACCAUCAACGACAACGAUUUUCAGAUAAAAAGAAGAAAGGGAAAAGAGAGUGACGUCUUUCUCUUCAGCUGUGCUGCACAAUUAGAUUUUUUUUUAUUUCAAUCAAUUUUGUGAAGUAAAAUAUGUCUGUGGGAUGCAACAUAUGUUAUAAUUUUAUAGUAAUGUGUGUAUAAUUUUCAGUUAUGGUACAUAAACAUACCUGACUGUACAUUUCUAAAAAAAAAGCUUAUCAUUGUUAUAAUGUACUGGUUUAUGACCAGAUUUUUUUGUUAAUAUGAGAGAACAGAAGAGAUAAAUCAUUUUUGGCUUUGCACAAUAAAACUGUUAUACACAGAAAUGCAUUGUGAUGUUGUGCAAUGUUGGGGAUGAAACAAGUUAGCAAUUAAAUUAUUAUCUAAUACCUGGGACAAAAAUACCAUAACUCUUAAUUUUCAUUUU